AAAGACUUCGAAUUCUAUGGUUGAAGUUAUAUGUCAAUGUUAACAUAACCUUUUUGUUGUUAUUCUAGAAUUUUCAUUCCCUGAAAGCUGCAAGUUCCAAAUUCGUUGCUUUGCUAGUUAUUGCGAAUAGGAAUUUAUACCCGGCCCAAAUACAGUAAAAGAAAAUGAUUAUUCCUGUGAGGUGUUUCACUUGUGGAAAAGUUAUUGGAAACAAAUGGGAAACAUAUCUAGGUUUACUUCAAGCUGAAUAUACAGAAGGUGAUGCUUUGGAUGCAUUGGGAUUGAAGAGAUAUUGCUGUAGAAGAAUGUUGUUGGGGCACGUCGAUCUUAUAGAAAAACUCUUGAAUUAUGCUCCACUUGAGAAGUAGGAAGUUACAUAUCCAGAGUUUAAUAUUUAUAAAUUACUUUUAAGAUUAUAUAUUAUGUAAUACUUAUUUAAUACUGAACAUAUGUGGAAAUAAAUUGUUAGACAGCAGUAA
Messenger RNA from Coccinella septempunctata (seven-spotted ladybird), 479 nucleotides. It is a transcript of the gene Polr2L, whose product is annotated as DNA-directed RNA polymerases I, II, and III subunit RPABC5. The transcript is spliced from 2 exons. Gene Ontology annotation, biological process: tRNA transcription by RNA polymerase III; transcription by RNA polymerase I; transcription by RNA polymerase II. Lineage: Eukaryota; Metazoa; Arthropoda; Insecta; Coleoptera; Coccinellidae. The coding region runs from base 165 to 368 and encodes 67 amino acids. Gene Ontology annotation, molecular function: DNA binding; DNA-directed RNA polymerase activity; zinc ion binding. The record is from RefSeq and is a predicted model, not a curated record. Gene Ontology annotation, cellular component: RNA polymerase I complex; RNA polymerase III complex; RNA polymerase II, core complex.